CAGUAAUGGAGGAUGGACGCGGUCUGGACCUGAUUAAACUCACCACAGACAAACUCUCCACCGAUGUUGUAUCAGAAUCAGUGACAUGUUCCUCUUGUGGAGCCAUUUCAUUAUUCAUCGGAACCACCAGAGAUCAUUUUGAGGGAAAGAAGGUGGUUCGGCUGGAAUAUGAAGCGUACGUGCCCAUGGCGGAGUCAGAGAUGAGGAAAAUAUGUGCUGAGUUGAGGAGAAGAUGGCCGACGGUCCGACACAUCUGCAUCCACCACAGACUCGGCGUGGUUCCUGUUACCGAGGCCAGUGUGAUUAUCGGCGUCUCGUCCCCUCACCGCAGUGACUCUCUGGAAGCCGUGAAGUACGGAAUCGACUCUCUGAAGUCCACCGUCCCCAUCUGGAAAAAGGAGAUCUAUGAAUCAGAGGAGUCGUGCUGGAAAGAGAACAGCGAGUGUCUGUGGACAGGAAGUCGGGACGAGAGACAAAUGACUUGACCUUUGGACUGUAAAUGGCUCUGGGGAUUUUAUCUGGAGUCGAGGGAACGGACCGAAAGCUCGUGAGAGAGACGAGGAUUCUUUCUCAUUUCUAACUCAGCAAUUUUAGAACUAAUUACAAAAAUAUAUCUAGGUUUAAGAAACGGUUUUAAAUCCAUGAAUCAAUCCAAAUUCAGUCCAGAAAUAGAAAAUGAAAAACUCUUGUACUGCAUUAUAUGAAAAAUCUACGUUGUAACGCAAAAUGUGUACAUUCUUAACUCUCAUUUUAUUUUGUCUCCUAAAUGAACAACUGUGCGCUGUUUUAGUGAAAUAAAACACAAAGUCCA
Molecule: messenger RNA, 811 nt
Organism: Tachysurus vachellii
Lineage: Eukaryota; Metazoa; Chordata; Actinopteri; Siluriformes; Bagridae
Product: molybdopterin synthase catalytic subunit
Exons: 4
Coding region: 6-485 (159 amino acids)
Biological process (GO): Mo-molybdopterin cofactor biosynthetic process
Cellular component (GO): cytosol
Molecular function (GO): molybdopterin synthase activity
Source: RefSeq, a predicted model, not a curated record